AUGUUUGCCUGCACAAAGUUGAAUCAGUCAAGAUACGACGCCACAGGAACACAAGACCAUUCAGAUCACGAAUGCCAAAGUCAGGGGGUCAGGAGCUGUGGAGAAUGUCUGGCAGCCGGGCCACACUGUGCUUGGUGUACUGAGGAGACUUUUCUAGAAGUGGGCCAGCCCACAUGGGAGCGCUGUGACACCGCCAGGCAGCUGCUAAGGAGGGGAUGUCCUCUAGAUCGCCUGGAGGAUCCUAAAGGUUCCACCGUCCUUCUAAAAAACAAGAAGAUCACCUUUCACCCCAAAGAACAAAGACAGAAACGGUGGCACAAGCAGGUGACGCAGCUGCAGCCUCAGAGCGUCCUGAUGCAUCUCAGGCCAGGCGAGCCCCAGAGCUUGGAGGUGAAGUUCAAGCGCGUGGAGGACUACCCCAUAGACCUGUACUACCUGAUGGAUCUGUCCUUCUCCAUGGAGGACGACCUGCCCAAUGUCAAGAAGCUGGGGGCCGACCUGAUGGAAGAAAUGAGAAACACCACCAGCGACUUCAGAAUGGGCUUUGGCGCGUUCGUGGACAAGACGGUGAUGCCGUACAUCAGCACCGCGAAGGGCAUGCUCGCAAAUCCCUGCAAGAGGACCAAGCCCUGGCCCUGCGCCCCUCCGUUCACCUUCCGCCACGUCCUGAGCCUCACCGCCAACGGAAGCCGCUUCGCAGAGCUGGUAGGGGGGCAGCGGAUCUCCGGUAACCUGGAUUCGCCGGAGGGUGGGUUGGAUGCCCUGAUGCAGGCCGCCAUGUGCGAGGAGCAGAUCGGCUGGAGAAAUGUAACUCGGCUGCUGGUGUUCUCCACAGAUGCUGGUUUCCACUUUGCUGGAGACGGCAAAUUAGGCGGGAUUGUGCUUCCCAACGAUGGAAAGUGUCACUUGGAAGAAAACGUGUACACCAGAGGAAACGCUCAGGACUACCCUUCGCCGGCUCACGUCGCCGAGGCACUGAGACGGAAGAACAUCCAGAUCAUCUUCGCCGUCACCGAAGAAGUCACGCACCUGUACGAGGGCCUGAGAAGCGUCUUCCCAAAAUGUGCGGUCGGAACGCUUUCCAACAACUCCCACAACAUCCUGCAGAUAAUUGUCGAAGCAUACAAUGCGCUGACCUCUGAAGUUGUUAUGGAGAACAGUAAGCUGCCACCGGGCUACUCCGUCUCCUAUACUUCCCGCUGUAAAGGCGGCGGGCCGAGGCACGGCGAACAGGGGAAGAGGUGCUCCGACAUCUCCGUAGGUGACGAGGUGAGCUUUAAUGUAAGCAUUACAGCGCCUCGGUGUGUGACUGCUUCACAAAGACCAUCCCGUGUUAUUAUUAAGCCCCAAGGCUACGGCGAAGAGGUUGAGGUCCUGCUGAGCCCCAUAUGCGAGUGCUCGUGUCAAAAGGAUGUGGUCCCACACAGCCCUUCAUGUAGCCAUGGCAACGGCACUCUGGAGUGCGGCGCGUGUAGGUGCAACCAGGGGAGAGUCGGGGCCUUCUGCGAGUGCGAUCGAGAGGAGUCGGGCGAGGCGGUCGAGUCGCACCUUUGUCGCCGCGGUAAUGCAUCAGAGGUGUGCAGCGGGCACGGAGAGUGUGUUUGUGGGAGGUGUGUUUGCGGAAAGAGCAGCAAAAAGCCCAACAACUACGGGCAAUUCUGCGAGUGCAGCGAUUUCGGCUGUGAUCAGCACCGAGGCAUGCAGUGUGGAGGCACAGAAUGCCCAUCAGGUCCAAAUGUGAUCCUGAUUACUGCAGUGCUAUCAGGCUCUGUUGUGGUGCUGGGUGUGGCUUUGUUGCUGCUAUGGAAACUACUCACCAGCAUCCAUGACCGCAGGGAGUUUGCCCGCUUCCAGAGAGAGCUGGAGCAGAGACGCUGGAACAGGAGGGACAACCCCAUCUACAAGAGUGCCAUCACGACCGUCGUCAACCCGAAGUAUAAAGAACAGUGA
Molecule: messenger RNA, 1950 nt
Organism: Stegastes partitus (bicolor damselfish)
Lineage: Eukaryota; Metazoa; Chordata; Actinopteri; Pomacentridae
Product: integrin beta-1-like
Exons: 14
Coding region: 1-1950 (649 amino acids)
Biological process (GO): cell adhesion mediated by integrin; integrin-mediated signaling pathway; cell-matrix adhesion
Cellular component (GO): synapse; focal adhesion; integrin complex
Molecular function (GO): fibronectin binding; integrin binding; collagen binding involved in cell-matrix adhesion
Source: RefSeq, a predicted model, not a curated record